Messenger RNA from Elaeis guineensis (African oil palm), 1234 nucleotides. RefSeq names its product peroxidase 1. Gene Ontology annotation, molecular function: peroxidase activity; heme binding. Lineage: Eukaryota; Viridiplantae; Streptophyta; Magnoliopsida; Arecales; Arecaceae. Gene Ontology annotation, biological process: hydrogen peroxide catabolic process; response to oxidative stress. The record is from RefSeq and is a predicted model, not a curated record.
ACACAGAGGAUUCUUCCAUAGUUUGGUCUGCAAAAAAGAUGUCUUACGUUGCUCUCUUUAGGCCCAUGGUUCCUUUGGCCCUCGCACUCCUUCUCAUAGGCUCGACGGGAGCACAAUUGGAGUAUGGGUUCUAUAAAAACUCAUGCCCCUAUGCAGAAUUUAUAGUUUUCGAAGAAAUGACCAAGAUCAUAGCAAAUGCACCAUUUCUUACCGGACCGUUCCUGCGGAUGCAUUACCAUGAUUGUUUCGUCCAUGGAUGUGAUGCCUCCCUUUUACUGAAUUCUACAAAUAACAUCCCUGCUGAGAAAGAUGCACCUCCAAAUCUACCCAUCCGAGGUUACGAUGUGAUUGAUGGCAUCAAGGCUAAAUUGGAGAUCGCUUGUCCAGGAAUCGUCUCCUGUGCAGACAUCUUGGCUAUGAUCGCUCGGGAUUCGGUGCAUUUGACCUAUGGACCAUACUAUGCAAUAGAGACUGGCCGAAGGGAUGGAAGCAGAUCAGUAGCCAACGAUACCCAGGGAAACCUGCAGCCACCAACCGCAAACUUCAGUACUCUGGCUACCACCUUUAUCCAAAAAGGUUUAACUGCCAAGGACCUUGUAGUUCUAUCAGGUGCGCACACCAUUGGGCAUUCACUUUGCUCAUCCUUCUCGGAUCGCCUCUACAACUUCACCGGCCAUCUCGACUUGGACCCGACGAUCGAUCCGACCUACGUACCGGAGUUGAAGUGCGAAUGUAAGCCUAAUGACAACACAACCCGGGUGGAAAUGGAUCCUGGGAGCGCCUUCAACUUUGACUUGGGCUACUACAAAGGCGUGGCCAGACGGAGAGGUCUCUUCACAUCUGACGACACUCUCCUUGAUAACCCUGAGACUAAAGCAUACAUCGAACGCCAGGUCAUGGCGACGCCAGACGAGUUCUUCAAAGAUUUUGCCGAGUCCAUGGUUAAAAUGGGAAGGAUUCAAGUCCUCACGCACGGCCAAGGUGAGAUAAGGAAAAGAUGUGCCUUUGUUAACUAGACCAGGUGUGAUCAAAAUGUCAGAAACUUUCGUUGUGCCGUUUAGUUUUAAUAAGCUUAGGAAUUCGAGUUCAGCCCCUUGGAUCCCAAGGUUGCUGAAAGGAAUUGGCUGCAAUAAGGCAGAGUUUCUCUAAUCCUCUGCUCUGUUUGAUAAUUUGUUCCGGUUGGUUGUGUAUCCAUUUACUUGAACAGUAAUGGAAUCGAUAUUAUUAAGAUUUA